Molecule: messenger RNA, 1466 nt
Organism: Clupea harengus (Atlantic herring)
Lineage: Eukaryota; Metazoa; Chordata; Actinopteri; Clupeiformes; Clupeidae
Product: dehydrogenase/reductase SDR family member 13-like
Source: RefSeq, a predicted model, not a curated record
UGAAAACCAUAGACAGUACAAAUAUAGAAUUUACGAACUCAAUAGAUCUGAGGCGGGUUAGACAAGCUUGACUAAUAUUUUGCAAGGGUGACUGCAACUUUUACAUUAUGUCAGUUUUCUUAGCUAUUUUGUCAGGUGGAGUCGUAAUGUACUUAUUGCUGUAUUACACAAUGUUCAAGGGGUCCCGAUGCAGAAGCAAUGCUGUGUUGAAAGGGAAAACGGCUAUUGUGACUGGCAGCAAUACAGGCAUUGGAAAAAGCACAGCCAUGGAUCUAGCCAAGAGGGGUGCACGUGUCAUUCUAGCUUGUCGCAACAAACAAAAAGCAGAAGCUGCUGUUUACGACAUCAGGAGGGAGAGUGGAAACAGUGAAGUUCUGUACAUGCAGUUGGACUUGGGGAGCCUCAAGUCAGUGAGAUCCUUUGCCGAGACUUUUCUGAAGACAGAGCCUCGACUAGACCUACUCAUCAACAACGCAGGCCUCAUGGGGACGGGUCAAACGGAGGAUGGGUUUGGGUUGGCCUUUGGGGUCAAUCAUCUAGGUCACUUCCUGUUGACCUACCUGCUCUUGGAGCGCCUGAAGCAGAGCGGGCAGAGUCGCGUGGUGAACGUGUCGGCUCUGCUCCACCGCCUGGGCACCGUCGACUUUGCCACCCUGAGUGCCCAUAAGGACCUGGUGACGGGGCAGUCCAGCUGGCACGGCUUCAUGGCCUACUGCCACAGCAAGCUGUGCAACGUCCUCUUCACCCGCGAACUGGCCAACCGCUUGGAGGGCACCAGUGUCACCUGCUAUAGCCUUCACCCAGGGGUAAUCAACACAGAGUUCUGCCGCAACAUGAGCCUGUGGCUCAGGCUGCUCUUGAUGCCUAUCUUCAGGCUCCUGUUCCUGGACCCAGAGGCUGGCGCCCAGACCACCCUGCACUGCGCUCUCCAGGAAGGUAUUGAGCUGUUCAGCGGGCGCUACUUCUCCUCGUGUUCCUUACAGGGAGUAAGCUCUAAGGCGCGGGAUGACGGUCUGGCUAAGAAGCUGUGGGAAGUCAGUGAGCGGCUAUGUGGUCUACCUUGAGCAAGAGCUUAAGGAAUGGAGCUCCUGAAAUAUGUGCAGCACUGUUUUCGGAUUUCCAAUGUUAUUUGCAUUUAAGACUUAACGACUGUUUGUUUUUGUCUUUUUACUUGCAACAAGCCUUAUCAAACUGACAUGGAAAUCACUGAUCUUAUUACAGAUCAAGAAAUAAGACAUUUUCAUAAGCUAUAUAAUCUUAAUUUCCCCUCGACUGUUAUUCCCUUAGCUAAUAAGCGAAUGUUAAAAACACUAAAUGCUGACUCCUUCAGCUCAAAUCAGAAAACAAUGUCAGUACCAUUAAGGGGCAUUAUGUACAUAGUGUUAGCACUCAGGUGAAACCCCUUUGUUCUCUUCUCUAUGCAAUUAUGUUUUUUUGUUAGCCAAAAUAAAUAUUUAUUAAUAAGA